AUGCUGCAGGUGCCCCUGCCCCUGGGCAGGGACGGGGUUCUGUUCCGGCUCCGCUUCACCACCCUGGCCCUGGGCACCGUGUUCUGCCCCCUCUUCGGGUUCCUCUUCUGUGUCACCUGGUCCCUGCUCUUCCACUUCCAGCAGACAACAGCCACCCACUGCGGGGUGCCCAACUACCUCCCGUCCAUCAGCGCGGCCAUCGGGGGCCAGACCCCCCAGCGCUACGUCUGGCGUCUCUGCAUCGCCCUCCACGCCGCCCCGCGCCUCCUGGUCGCCCUCACCUACUGGAACCACUACCUGAGCUGCCCCUGCAGCCACCCCCGUUACCUGUGCCUCUGCCACUGCAACCUGCUGCUCAGCCUGCUGGAGAACUUCGCCCUCCUCCUCCUCACCUACGUCUCCUCCACUGAGAACUAUCCAAUCCAUGAAAAUGCCUUCAUCAUCUUCAUCACGUCGGCUCUGGGCCACAUGCUCCUGACGUGCAUCCUCUGGAGAAUGACUAAGAAACACACAGUAAGUCCCGAGGAGCGCAAGUCGUACAAGUGGAAGCAGCUGCUCUUCCUCUUCACCUUCAUCACCUUCGCGUUCGCCAUCUGCGUCUACUUCCACCACAACUGGUACUGUGGCCCUGGAGUUUACACCAUCUUCGCCCUCCUGGAGUACCUGGUUGUCCUCUCCAACAUGGCCUUCCACAUGACUGCCUUUUGGGACUUUGGCAACAAGGAGCUGGUGGUGAGCUCCCUGCUGGAGGACAAGCACUUCUAG
Molecule: messenger RNA, 765 nt
Organism: Chaetura pelagica (chimney swift)
Lineage: Eukaryota; Metazoa; Chordata; Aves; Apodiformes; Apodidae
Gene: PGAP2
Product: post-GPI attachment to proteins 2
Exons: 5
Coding region: 1-765 (254 amino acids)
Biological process (GO): GPI anchor biosynthetic process
Cellular component (GO): Golgi membrane; endoplasmic reticulum membrane
Source: RefSeq, a predicted model, not a curated record